AUGGGGUAUAACGUGGGUGCUUACUUGCGCCACGCGGUGAUUGUUGCCUUGGGCAUAUUGUUGUUUUAUAUACUGGCAUCGAAACGAAAACAAAUCCUAGAAAGCGUCUUCUUCGAGAGUGAUUCUGCGAAGGCGCAGCUGGAACAGGACGUCCAGCAUGGAGAAGUGCUAUUCACAGAGGCAGAGCUGUCGAAAUUCAACGGCAUAGAGAACAAACUGCUCUAUCUAGUCAUUUUAGGGCACGUUUACGACGUCACGACAGGCUCGAAGCAUUACGGACCGGGCCAGUCAUAUCAUAUGUUUGUUGGUCACGAUGCAACGCGUUCUUUCGUAACGGGCGAGUUUGACCAAUACACUCCCGAGCUGAGCGAUGUAUCAUCGCUAAAGGAAACGGAAUUGGAGCAACUAAUCACCUGGAAGGAGUUCUAUGACAAAACGUACCGUUACGUGGGUAAACUGAUUGGCCGAUACUUCGAUCCGCUGGGUCAGCACACGGCCUACUAUCAGCACGUAAUGGAUCGGGCCGCGAAGGCUAACGAGAGCAAGGAGAGCGAACAUCAGUAUCCUUCCUGUAAUGUCGAGUGGAAGCUUGAGAUGGGCACCCGAGUAUGGUGCACGAAUCGUAGCGGAACCGGCCAAGAACGGUCGUGGAUCGGCCGGCCAAGAAAAGUGGCGAACGGGGGCGACGUUAACGGUGAUGGUCGUCGCUCGGAACAGUUUUGUGCCUGCGUACCGGAAGCUGAUACUAGCGUACAGUACGUACCAUUCCCAGGAUGCGAUUAUACGGCUGAAUCUUGCAUUGUGCCUGAUCAAAGCUAA
Molecule: messenger RNA, 819 nt
Organism: Anopheles maculipalpis
Lineage: Eukaryota; Metazoa; Arthropoda; Insecta; Diptera; Culicidae
Product: neuferricin homolog
Exons: 2
Coding region: 1-819 (272 amino acids)
Cellular component (GO): membrane; endomembrane system
Source: RefSeq, a predicted model, not a curated record